CCUACUUUCACUUUGACCAUAACAAACCACAAAACUGACGUUUCCUCGAAAUAUCCCAGUUAUAACCAUCCAUUUUCCAGGAUAGCCUUUAAAGUAUUAAUUCAUCGGCAUCACUUAAGCCUUAGACCAACUGAUGGCUUGGACAAAUUUGUUUUAAAACGCUCUUCACGUGCUACAUUUUAAAAAGAUGGACAGGUCCGAACACGACUUGUCAUUCAGUCGAAGAAGAACUGUCAACAAUGGCAAUCACUCUGUGAAUACGUCCAUCAAAGUAGAUAUUUCUCAUCGUCCGACUUCUAGAGAUCAUGUAAGCGGGAACAUGAGCUCCAGUGAUACAGCCCCACCCCAUCUGCUGAUGCGGAAUGUUAGAGACAUCCGGAAACGACUGAUGGAAACUGAAAAGACUCUCAAUAAAAUUUCAAAGGCAGAGGCCAAAGUUGAUAACAAUGAUGAUAUAGAUGAUCUGAUAUCAUUAACCUCACAAGACUCACGGCGCCACCUGGUAGACUUCAGAGUCAGGGAUGAAGAAGACAGGGAAAGUAUUAAAUCUGACCUUGCGACGCUGCCCGACUCAUCAUAUGCAGGAUUUGAACGAGUACUGCCUCCAAGUAGCACUCCAAAUAAACCUCAGCAUGUGAAGGGCCGUCUGACGGGGCUACUGGAGAUUGACGACCCUGAAUCCCCUGGGCAUAGCAGGCCACCCAGUGUAGCAGGGGAAGACAGACAGGACCACAGGGCUAAGAUUCGGUUCCUGAAAGAGGCGAACAAAAAGGUUCUUAUCCAGAAUCAAAAAUUGAUGAAUGAGGUGGAAAAAACUUCCAUAGAACUGCAGGCUUCUCGAGCGAAGGUUCGAGAGUUGAGUUAUGAGCUGGAUGAGUUUCGCCAAUCAGUUCCAGACUUGGAAGAUAAAAUACUUGGGCUCCAGGCCGAGAAUGAAUCUCAGGAAAAGGCUCUCAGGGAAGCAGAAGAGCGGUUUGAGGCAUGUCAGCGUGAGGUGGUGACGGCAGACAGGAAGUUGAAGCAGGCGCAACAGGAAGCAGAUGAGGGGCGUGCAGAAUUGUAUGAGGAGAGGAAACUACGCAGGAAUUUGGAGACACAGAGUGACGAGGCCAUGCAAAACUUCCUUGAGGCCCAAGACACUCUGAGAGAUUACCAGCGCAAAACAAAGGACCGACUGAAAAAGUACGAGGAGACAGAAGACAGUCUACGAGACAGCCUCACCCAUGCUAACCGUGAACGGGAAGAACUCUUAGAGAGGCUCGCAUACUUCCAAAGUCGGUCCAAGUCACAGCACGAGGAUAUCAGGAGGUUACAAUCUCAGCAGGAGGUUGAGGAGGAGACAAAGACUGACAUCGAGGAGCAGAAUAACGAGCUGCGUACACAGAUAUCAAAACUCUCUAACAAAAUCACACGCCUGGAAGCAGACUCCCAGUUAUUACAGAGCCUACAGUUUGAGAACCGUCAACUACGCAGUGAGAAUGACGCGCAACAAGACCAACUGGCAAAGUGCCAACAGGAGAUAGAGGAGAGCCGGACCAUGUUGACACAGCUGGAACAAUUGGCGCAACAAGUCCAGAAUUCCUUCAGCAGACCUAACAGUAGAAACAACAGCUUCAGCAACAAUGACAGCGGCAACUUCAGUCUUCGUAACCCUGGUGACAUGACCCAGGCCUCGUUACAGAAGUCGGCCACAGCUGGGGCGGAGUCUAACACUGCCACCGCCAAAAAUAUUCUCUCUGAUCUCAGGUUAAAGCUAGCCAUGAAGGAUUCUGAAAUUGAGAGAUUGAAGGCAAGUCAGCAGGAGAGACAGGCAGCUAACGACCAGUCUGAACUGGUGGAGAACCUGCGAACAGACCUGAACAACAUGAUUGAACGCAACCAGAGAACUGCAGAACAGUCUCAGGAGCUGGACGCCAUGGUAACAAGAUUGGAGGGAGAGAGGGACAGACUGCUUUCUCAGGUCAAGGAAAUGAGACGUGAGUUAUCAGACAGAGACUCCCAGAAUUCCUCCUUUGAGAUGAGAAUCAACCAGCGCAACACACAGCUUAUCGAGCUGCAGGAACAAGUGAACGAGAGGUCCCUGGAGGUCACCAAGCUCGAAAAUAAGAUACGAGAAAAAACUCGUCAAAUUUCUGAGCAAGAUGAACAACUUCAAGAGAAGACGUCUCAAUGCAGCCACCAGGCGUCUAAAAUCAAACAGUUUGAGGCCGAGAUUGCAGCACGGGAGGAGGAGGCUCAGAGCCUGCACCGAGAGCUACGGGAGAAACAGGGCGGGGCAGAUGUACAGCGGGAGGAGCGGGAGAGGGUGCAGAAAAUACAUCAGGAGCAGUGUAAAGAUUACCAGAAACAGAUUGAUAUUCUGCAAGAGCGAGUGGAGAACAAGUCUAGUCAGGCUAAUGAGUGGGAAAAACAGACAGACAUUUUGCGGCGGGAAAUCUCCGACAAGUCACAUAGGCUGUAUGAGUCAGAACAGGCACUGGCCAGGACACAGAAGGACCUGGAAGACAAGACGCGACAGAGUGAGUUGAUGCUACAGCAGCUUGAGAGCCAGGCGCGUGACGGGACAUCCCAGAUCAAACAGAUGGAGGCUGCACUACAGCUGUGUAAGGACGAGAUUAAGACGUACAUCGGGGCGCUCGAGGAAACCAAACAACUUUACGAGAAGGAGAUAGAAAAGAGGGAUGAAAAGAUCAAGCACCUGAACCAUAAGUCCAAAGUCUUGGGCCAUGAGUUGGAGGUUAAGAGUCAGGAGUGUGAACAGUAUGAGAAGGAAGGCAUGGAGACCCAGGUGAUGAUGGAACACAGCCUUGCGAGGAUACAGGACCUCGAGGAGACCCAGGCUCAUCUUCAGAAACAUGUCUCUAAGCUUGAGCAUGAGUUGUUGACCGGCAAUUCCCAGUGGUUGAGUGACCAACAGAGUCUCGAGACCAAGCUGAAACAGGCAUGUGAAGACCUGGAGACAAGGACGCUACAAGUCAGGGAGCUGUCUGCUACUCUCAAGAGCCUUGAAGAUGAGAGGAAUCGUCUGUCAUCUGAGGUUGACUUACUGGACACCCAGCUUCAAGAUGAGCAAGGUGAACAUGAGGAGAAAUCAGACAGGAUAUCUCGCCUGGAACGUGACAACAGGGACCUUAGAGUACAGCUGGAGCAGAAAAUAGAACUGGUGACAGACUUUGAGGACCAGUUACAACAGAAGACUGCCGACAUGGAGCAGCAGCUACAGCUAGUGAGUGACCUUGACCACGAAAUCAAGCGAUUCCAGGACCUCCAUGAAGAAAAUUGUGUUAGAAUAGCCAACCUUGAGAAGCAGCUUGACCGGGCCGGUUAUGAGGCAAAGGCGAAAGAUGAAAUGAUUGAGGACCUCAAAGACUCUCUCAGGUCAGUUCAGGAAGAGUUAAGUGAGAGGAAACAUGAAGUGGAAGAGUUGAGGGCCCUGUUGGAUGAGAGACAAUCAGAGUUAGAUGGCAGAGUUUCACUGGUUGGUGAACUAGAGCAGACAAUUCAGGAGCAACACCAGGAGAUGGAACGCCGCAUACAGAGACUAGACACAACAGUCCGGAAACACGAAGUUGAAGUGCAAGAGAGGACGAAACAGAUUUCAGACCUAGAUGACCGUCUUCAGCAGACCCAGUCCCAGCUAAGGGAAGUAACUCUACAACACCAGCAAGGGGAGCAACUCUGUAACAAGCAGCAGAUGGAGCUGCACUCGAAAACUGCCAAGCUGCAGGAGCUGGAAAAUCUUGUGGAAAGACAGAAAUCCAAGCUUGAAGAGCAGAAGAAGGAGAAUGUGGAGAUAACCCAAGAACUUAGACUUACAAGGGAACAGUUACAACAGCAGCAUACAGACUUUAUGGCUACACGGAGGGAGCUGGCUCAGUCUAGCCGUGAUCAGGAAAGGCUGCAACGAGAAAUUGAUGAACUCAAACUGGUCAUUGAGAGCCAGGAGUGUGACACAGCUAGACUAGCAGAGGAACUGGGAGCGGCGAAGGCACGACAGACAGAUGCAGAGACAAAGAGGUCUGCCGAGGUGCAUAAACUGUCAGACGAACAGGAGGACCUAGAGAGGCAAUACCAUUCUGAGCUUUCUGCCCUGCGGGAGGAGAUAGCAGACUAUCGCGAAGCAAACGACAUCUUAAAGGCCCAGUUGAAAGACAAAACCAGACAACUCGGAGAGAUGGAGCAGCACUACGCUGACCAGGUGAACAUAGCUGCCCAGGAGUUGGACACUAUCAAUGAUGAGAUGGAGACUCGUAAGGUCCAGAUGGAAUCUUCCAAUGAACAACUCAUACUUAAGGAUUCUGAGAUUGCAAGACUACAAGCCAAGAUAUCUGGUCUGGAGCGGACGAUACAGGCCAUGAGAAUGUCAGAUACACUUAACAUGUCCUACUCAUAUACAGGCAGGGAAUCAGAUAUUCAGGGUUCAAUUUCUCCAAGACGGCAGUCAAGAGGGCGUGAAGUAGUUCUCACUGAUGUCACAGUAUCUGGUCCAAACGGUGAAACGAUUUCCCAAACAUUGGAACUCGGAAAUGAAGUUAACAUACACUAUGUAUCAAAGGGCCAUAACAACAACAAUACAAAUGACAAUGAUUCAGGGAAAGAUAAUCAGGGUGAUCAGGAAAAUAUUGAACCCUCGGGACCUGUGAGAGUGUUAAACUUUGCUGAGACAGACACUAACCAGUCUAAAAAUUCUGCAAUUCGAAGGCCUAAACCAGUCUUGCCAAAUACUGCUUACCGGAAAAAGGACAAAAAUGGCGAAGGGUCUUCAAAUGAACCAAAUGGGGGCGGAAAACAGCAAAAGCAGAGUGCAUUCUCAAGGAUUGUAAAAGAUAAAGGUCAGGCUAAAAAUAUGGAUAAAAGUCUUCCAGGAGAGAGAGAAAUAGAUCCAGUUACGGCAAUGGGAAUCUACAGCACGGACAAGCUGGACCUAGAAAACACAGACUUGGACCCGGAACAGUGUAUGAAAGAGCUACAACAAAGAUUGAAAGCGAAUGAGCUACGUCAGAAGGACAUAGACAAGCAGUUAGAAUGCUUAGAAAUCGAGGAAGACGAUUUUCCAAGAUGAGGAGACGACGGGUCUAAAUAUUACAUGAAUUAAAUUUAGCGUAUCCAGUUAUAUCAACCUAGCUUGCUAUGAGAUACUGUGUGUUUUUUCGAUAGUUUGUUAAUAAAUUAUUAUUUUGGUUAUUUUUAGACCAAAGCACUUGAUAUUUCAGGCACAUCAUGCAUGUCAAGUAUUUUUAUGUUUUUAUGCCAUAUAUGAUAUAUUUGUUCAGUAAUACUACUGUGAUAUUGGCAUUUUUGGUUAAGUUUUAAUAUGACAAAGUCCUAUGUACCAAUGUAUAAUGUGUUUUAGUGAACCGUAUUCACAAGUCACGUCAACUCCAUUCUAUGUCUUUGAUGAAAUUUUGUUAAGUUAUUUUAACGUCAGAUUAAUUGUUAUGGAGUUUAAACAGUACUUAAUUAUUUAGGCCUGAAAUAAGGUAUUAAAUGUUUCCUUUUUCACGACAGACCUGACCCAAAUAAUGAUCUUGCUAAAGGUGUGUUAAUAUGAUGUUCGUCUUGUACAACCCAUCUUCGAAUAAAAACCUUUUGUUUCAAAAGCAUUUAUGCCGUAUGUUUUCGCUGUUUUAAGUAAUCAUAAAGUUAUUAUACCGUAUGCUGACAAGGAUACUUAAGUUAGGAAAUGACUUUAGUUAGGAAAUGACUUGAAAAUGUUUUAUGAAUAUAGUCUCAGAGUUGUCGAAAUGAUUGGCGCUCCCGAUAGGCGACAAAUCUGAUUCGCGAAAUCCUAGUUUGUAGAGACAGCUCUGUGAUAUCUCUACCAUGAUAUGUAUUCUCAUAUUUGUCUGCAUUUAAAUAGCUUUGUAUGAUCUGAUAUUUAAGAUAACAAAAAUAUACUAUU
Molecule: messenger RNA, 5902 nt
Organism: Mya arenaria
Lineage: Eukaryota; Metazoa; Mollusca; Bivalvia; Myida; Myidae
Product: coiled-coil domain-containing protein 18-like
Exons: 34
Coding region: 188-5062 (1624 amino acids)
Source: RefSeq, a predicted model, not a curated record